UGGGAGCAUGUGAGAGAGAGGUGUGUGCUCGCCUUUCGGCCUUGAGGUUCUUUUCUGAUGACUAGCUUUGCCAUGGGGAAGCAAGAAGAGAUGCUUGUCCGAAGGAUAACUGAGAUCUACGAGUGCGUCUCAAAGCUUCCCGCACUGAGCCCAUCCAAGGAAGUGAACGAGCUCUUGACCGAGUUGGUCAACAUCUGCAUCCCUGUGAUCGCCAUAGAUGUGUCCAAGCUGAGCUCCGAGGUGCAGGCGAUGAGGUCCGAGCUCAUUAUGCUCUGUGGAGAGGCGGAGGGCCUCAUGGAGAGCCACUACUCUGAUCUGCUGGCUUCCUACGACAACCCUCUCGACCAUUUGAGCCUCUUCCCUUACCACUCCAACUAUCUCAAGCUCAGCCUUUUGGAGUACACCCUACUGAUGAGGCACGUGCCGAGCCCGCCGGGCAGGGUGGCGUUCGUCGGCUCCGGCCCUCUGCCACUGACCUCGGUCGUGCUGGCCAAGCAGCACAUGCCGGCGGCGGAGUUCCACAACUACGAUCUCGACCCGACCGCCAACGAUCGGGCCUGCCGGCUGUUGCGCGGCGACCCCGACAUGGCGGCCCGCAUGGCGUUCCACACGGCGGACGUGCUCAGCGUGACCCACGAACUGAGGGGGUUCGACGUGGUGUUCCUGGCGGCGCUGGUGGGGAUCGGCCACGACGAGAAGGUCCGGGUGAUCGAGCACCUCGCGCGCCACAUGGCCCCGGGCGCCAUCCUGGUGGUGCGGAGCGCCCACAGCGCCAGGGCCUUCCUGUACCCGGUGGUGGAGCCGGCAGACCUGAGAGGGUUCGAGGUGCUGUCGAUUCACCACCCCGGCGACCAGGUCAUCAACUCAGUGAUCGUGUCCAGGAAGCCGCAGAGCGGCCACGCCCCUGGUGCUGCAGCCGUGAUGAGGCCGUGCAAGUGCUGUGAGAUGAUGCAGGGCUUCCAUCACUUCGGCCAUGGAAGCAUGAUGGAGGAGGUUGCACUGGAAGAGCUCCCCUCCUAACUCACGCCUCCUCCUUCAAAUACCUCUUCUCGAAUCAUUGGGUACAGACACAUUCUAAUGCGUGUCUAACUAUUCCCGCGUGCUAAGAUCUAAUAUGGUGUGCUUCUAAAUAUCUUAUCGUCUUCCCCUUUCAAUUUGUCAGGGAAAUCAGUGGUAUUUUCCUGUUGCUACAUAUCAUGUAUGGACUUAAGCUUUGAUCUCUAUCCCUUACUUAUAUGAGCUCCCUAUAAUUGUACCAAAUACAAAGUGUGUUUUGUGAUGA
Molecule: messenger RNA, 1282 nt
Organism: Musa acuminata AAA Group (dessert banana)
Lineage: Eukaryota; Viridiplantae; Streptophyta; Magnoliopsida; Zingiberales; Musaceae
Product: nicotianamine synthase 3
Exons: 1
Coding region: 58-1020 (320 amino acids)
Biological process (GO): nicotianamine biosynthetic process
Molecular function (GO): nicotianamine synthase activity
Source: RefSeq, a predicted model, not a curated record